AUGUCAGCGGCGGCCGUGGCGUGCCUGGACUACUUCGCUGCCGAAUGCCUGGUGUCCAUGUCCGCGGGCGCCGUGGUCCACCGCCUCCCGCAGCAGGACCCCGAGGGCGCGGGGGAAGCCGCGGGCUCCGAGGUGGGUGCGGCGGCGCCGCCGGAGUCCGCUCUGCCUGCGGGCGCGGGACCACCGCCGGGACCCGCGGCGGCGGCGGCGGCGGUCCCCCUGCCUCUCCAGGUCCCCGCCCCCGGCCCCGGCGCGUGCGGCGCCGCGCCCCACCUGCUGGCAGCGAGCGUCCUGGCUGACUUGAGCGCCGGCGCCGGGGAGGGCUUCGGGGAGCCCUCGGGGGAGGCUCUGCGCGCCUCGCCUGGCAUCCUCGACCCCGGCCCGUGCUCCGGGCCCACCCCGUGCCUCGAGCCGGCCCUGGCCCCCGACCCGGACGAAGAUUCCUGGCCCGAGGACCUCACCGGCGCGCUCGAGAUCGUAGAGGCACCUGAUGACUCCGGAUCGCCCGCCAGCCUGGAUGGGGCCUCCGGGGCGACCCCUGGCGUGCGCCCGGCCCCUGCCGCGCCUCCGGGCCCCCGCCGGCGGCAGGUGACACCCGCAGCCAAGCGCCAUCGCUGCCCCUUCCCGGGCUGCAACAAAGCUUAUUACAAGUCGUCACAUCUGAAGUCCCACCAGCGCACCCACACCGGGGAGCGCCCCUUCUCCUGUGACUGGCUCGACUGCGACAAGAAGUUCACGCGCUCCGACGAGCUGGCCCGUCACUACCGGACACACACUGGCGAGAAGCGCUUCUCCUGCCCGCUCUGCCCGAAGCAGUUCUCCCGCAGCGACCACCUGACCAAGCACGCCCGCCGCCACCCUGCCUACCACCCCGACAUGAUCGAGUACCGGGGGCGCCGCCGCACCCCCCGCGUCCACGCGCAGCCUGCCAGCCUGGUGGACAGCUCCGGCUCCGCGCCCGACGAGGAGUCCAGCCUUACCGCAAGCCUGUCCGACGGUCACUGCUGCUAG
This is a messenger RNA of Pipistrellus nathusii (Nathusius's pipistrelle), 1011 nucleotides long. Lineage: Eukaryota; Metazoa; Chordata; Mammalia; Chiroptera; Vespertilionidae. The record is from the annotation of a GenBank genome assembly.